AUGAGCAUAUGUGGACUUUUCGGAUCCACUGAAAAUCUACUAUAUCUAUUCAAGAUUACAGUUCUUUCUUCAUUCGACCGGUUUCCUUCAAGAAAUUACGCACGAACGGUGAUUAGGACUGUGAAUAGGGGCUACUGUGGCGGUGGCGGUGGCGGUGGCGGUGGCGUUGGCGGUGGCCGGAAAUUGAUAUGUUACCGCCGUGAUAAUAAUAUCGCAAAGUGUCGAGUGUUUUCAACUGAAGUUCCUGGGACUUUACUAAAUGGUGAUGUCCCAGGUCCUCCACCAGUUUUAAAUGGGAAGAAAGAAUCCACCACCGAUUUGUUUGAAGCUGUUUCUGAUGACCUUCUAACAUUGAACAAGAAUCUACAAUCUAUUGUUGGUGCAGAAAACCCGGUUUUAAUGUCUGCAGCUGAGCAGAUUUUUAGUGCGGGUGGAAAGAGAAUGAGACCAGCCUUGGUUUUCUUAGUGUCAAGAGCCACGUUAGCACUUGCAGGUUUAGAUGAACUCACGAGAGAACAUAGGCGUUUGGCUGAGAUCAUUGAAAUGAUUCAUACUGCAAGCUUGAUACAUGAUGAUGUGUUAGAUGAAAGCGACAUGAGAAGAGGUAAAGAAACCGUUCAUCAGAUAUAUGGUACACGAGUGGCAGUCCUAGCUGGCGAUUUCAUGUUUGCCCAGUCAUCAUGGUACCUUGCUAAUCUUGAAAAUCUGGAGGUCAUAAAACUUAUUAGCCAGGUUAUUAAAGAUUUUGCAAGUGGUGAAAUAAAACAGGCAUCAAGUUUAUUCGAUUGUGAUGUUAAACUGGAUGAAUACUUAAUCAAAAGCUACUAUAAAACCGCAUCAUUAAUCGCUGCUAGCACAAAAGGAGCAGCCAUUUUUAGUGGUGUAGCCAAUGAUGUCAGCGAACAGAUGUAUCAAUAUGGGAAGAAUCUUGGCCUAUCCUUCCAGGUUGUCGAUGACAUAUUGGAUUUCACACAGUCAGCAGAGCAAUUGGGUAAGCCAGCUGGCAGUGACCUGGCGAAAGGAAAUCUUACUGCACCCGUGAUUUUUGCUCUUGAAAAGGAGUCAAGGCUGAGGGAUAUUAUUGAGUCAGAGUUCUGUGAAACCGGGUCUCUUGGUGAAGCUAUUGAACUUGUGAUGAAUAGUGGUGGGAUUGAAAGGGCAAGGAGUUUAGCAAAACAUAAAGCUGACGUGGCAAUUCAGUGUCUUCAGUGUCUUCCUCAGAGUGCUUUUCGGAUGGCUCUUGAGGGGAUGGUUAAGUUUAAUCUUGAGCGGAUUGACUGAAAAUAUAUUUGAUAUUUGAAGAUGUAUAAGGUUAUGAAAUUAUAGGAAAUUCAUAUAAGUGGAAGAAAGGAAAUAAAGAUUCAUGAGUGUUGUUGUAUACUUGAUUAUUAUAUUCUUUUUAAGAUGAUCAUCAUAAUUCUAAGUUGUUGUUCUUGGUUUUAUAGAAGCAAUGUUGUUCCUUUCAA
This is a messenger RNA of Lactuca saligna, 1466 nucleotides long. NCBI's taxonomy places the organism in Eukaryota, Viridiplantae, Streptophyta, Magnoliopsida, Asterales, Asteraceae. The record is from the annotation of a GenBank genome assembly.